Messenger RNA from Brachypodium distachyon (stiff brome), 3701 nucleotides. RefSeq names its product putative inactive disease susceptibility protein LOV1. Bases 83 to 3049 code for a protein of 988 amino acids. The transcript has 3 exons. Gene Ontology annotation, molecular function: ADP binding; protein binding. Lineage: Eukaryota; Viridiplantae; Streptophyta; Magnoliopsida; Poales; Poaceae. Gene Ontology annotation, biological process: defense response to other organism. The record is from RefSeq and is a predicted model, not a curated record.
UUCUCUCGGAUCUUGAUUUCACUCGUUGAUCCCCUAUUCCCCUUCUUCCCCUUCAGGCGGAGGAGGCAUACUGCGGGCGAGAAUGGCGGCGGCAGCACUCUCCAAACCCGAGGAGAAGAUCACCAAGGCGAUCAAGAAACUACUAGAAGCGUUGGGGCCACUUCCCGACAGGAUCUCCGAGCUGCUGGAGCAGCACCGGGGUCGUCGGCGCACCGGUGCCGCCGCCGCCGCCGCCGCCGCGGAUGACCCCCAGCUGCGCAGCCUGGAGUUCAUCCAGGCCGAGCUCAGCGGCAUGGUAGCCUCACUCGGCGAGCUGCAGUCGUCGGAGCUGGGGCCGGACUACGUCGACAACGACGACUUCAAGAAGUGGCUCCGCGCGCUCAGCCUCGUGGCCCCUGAAAUCCGGGAUUACCUCGAGAAAAGCGAGCAAGCUGCACGGCUCGGAUGCCACGCGCAGCUGCACAGGGCCGCCGCGUACUGCUUCCUUCGUGCCGCGGGGCUCCCCUUGCCAUUCCUGCGCGGGGUCAAAGCCAUGGAGGAAACCAUGUCCGAUGUCGCCGAACGACCCUUCAGGUACACGCAUCUUCUGCUGGCCGAUGAUGAUGCUGCUCGUGCUGCCGCCGAGCAAUUGCAUCUGCAUACCGAUGAUGGAAAUCUUGUUGGCAUCGAAGAGGGCCUCAGAAAUAAGGUGAUCAGUAGGUUCAUGGAUGACGGGGAUGGCAACAAGAAUCUUAGUUUAAUUUCCAUCGUUGGACAAGCUGGGGUGGGUAAGACGACGCUUGCCAAGGUGAUUUUUAAGAAACUCCAAGAGAAAGAACACUGCGCAACGACGACGGCCAAGGUCGAGGUUUCACAGAGGCCUCAUACGAAGGAGAUAGUUAUCAGGAGCAUCUUCUCGCAGAUCGGGCUUGGAGGUGAGCAGAACCUCAUCCUGGUGGUUGACGACAUCAAGCGGGACAUAAAAGCAUAUUUGCAAGAUAAGAGGUACCUUAUCGUACUCGAUGGUCUUUGGAAGAAAACAGACUGGGAUGGCAUCAAGGAUGUCUUUCCUCAGAAUAACCUAGGCAGUCGAAUAAUUGUAACUACAAACCUUCAAAGUGUAGCAGAGUACUGUUGCUUAAUUGAUGGUUAUUGCCUUGGUGAAGUUCAUGAGGUUAGCCCCAUGAGUGAGCGAGAUUCAAAAAUUCUCCUCUUCGGCAAAACUUUCGACUCUGAGGUCAGUUGCCCAAAUCAUUUACAGCAAGUUUGUUGUGAAAUAUUGAAGAGAUGUGGCGGCAUUCCAUUGUUUAUAUCUGGUAUGGCUGACUGGCUGAAGGAAGAACAACUAGAUCACGAAGAGUUGAAGCUGUCCCCAAUGCUGAAACAAUUUGAACGAACACUCUCUGCUGCUUAUGAUGGUCUUCCUUACUGGCUGAAGGUGCAGUUGCUGUACAUUAACAUGUUUCCUGAAGGUUACGUGCUUAAGAAAAAAAGUUUCAAUGAUAAGCUGCGUGCUGAGCUGCUGCUGGUCGAAUCGAGCGAAAUUGCCGAGGACUAUUUCUUGGAGCUCAUCGAUAGGAAUAUAAUCACCCAAGUCAAAAACUCUCAAGUGGAGGAGGAGGAGAGCUGCCACUGGCAAGUGAAUUACUUCAUGCUGCAGUUCCUUGCUUCCAAAUCAGCUGAAAAGGGCUUUGUGUAUACUAGCGGAACCAUCACCUUAGUGCCAGGAGCAGCCUCUGAGUCCUCAAGUGGAGGGGGAGGAGGCAAGAAACCACGGCGGCUAUCCCUGCACCAGCCUGAUUCCCAGCUACCAGAGCAUCUAGCAGAAAUGAGUUUAUCCCACACCCGUUCACUUGCUGUAUCCGGUGAAGUAGAUGGGAUUCCUCUUGAUAAGUUCAUCUGUCUGAUGGUGUUGGACCUUGAAGGUUGGCAGCGCUUCAAGGAACAAGACUGGUUGCCGAUAUGUAAAAUGUUUCUGCUUCGGUAUCUUAGCUUGAGGGGUGUUAACACAGGGGCCAGCAAGGUCUCUCCCAAGAUCAAGGAUCUGUGCAAGCUAGAGACAUUGGAUCUAAGUCACACCCAGAUAACUGAGCUUCCAUCGCAAGUGUGCGAGCUUUCCGAGCUGAGGGUGUUUGACCUGAGAGGCACCCCGGUCAAGCGGCUGCCAGACAAAAUCCGGAAGAUGCGGCAGCUACGGCAUCUUCUGCUUGGUGGCAAUGGAGUUGAUCCCCUCGACACGACGGUAACAACAGUGCCAGAGGAAAUUGGGUAUCUUCAUGACCUGGACACGCUUACAAUUGAUUUAAGUGGGUGCUCUGCAAGCCUUCUAGAGGGUCUUGUUGGCAUAUGGAAACUGAAGGUGUUGGCCAUAACUUUAUCUCUUGAGCAGUCUACUGACAGGAAAUUUCAGGAAGCGUUGUGCUCAUCGAUAGGAAAAUGGAAACUUGAGUCUCUGAGCAUUCACUGUGGACUUGGUUGUUCGAUGGAGUUUUUCGGUUCUGAAUCUUCUGGUCAGUUCAGUCUAUCUGAUUCUCUGAAGAAAUUUAAGGUGACAGGUGGGAGAUUUUUAAACCUUCCCACACGGCUCGGUGGGCUCGGCCAUCUUGUUUCCAUCGAGAUCACCGUGUACAAGCUAGUCGAGGGUGAUCUCAGCACCCUCGGGAACUUGGGGAGCUUGGAGGGCCUUGUGCUAGGUCUGUACUUGCUCCCAGAAGAAGAGAUAGUGAUUCAGGGGGGGACUCGUCUUUUCGGUAACCUCAAGAGGCUGUCCGUUGGUUGCCGUGUUCCAUGGAUAAGUUUCAAGCAACGGGCUAUGCCGAGGCUCAGGUAUCUUGAGUUGAACAUUGGAGGAAGCCCGGCGAGUGACAAGAGCAUUCCUUUGGGUAUUGCCAACCUUGAGUCCUUGUCGGAGGUUGUCCUGAAUUACAAGAAAUGCUACGACGACAGCCCCAAUGUCAGGUCGAUAAUUGAGGCGGUGACAAAAGGGGUUAAUGAGCAUCAUAAAAUGAUCAACCUCAUCAUCAACGGACAACUACAGACGGAACAUAACAUUGUAAAGGAGAACCGAUAGCCAGGGAGCAAUCAUCGCCGCAAUGGAUUAUGGAUGUUGCACAAACCCUACAUCUCUCCUUGCGCUAUACUUGUGUUAGCUGUAUCUUCCCUUUGUUAUGUGCCUGAAAAUGCAUCGGUUGCUAUUGCAUGCUAUCAUUCUUCAUGUGUGAUAUAUAUUUCGUACCUAACUCAUACUGUUAAAUGAAUGAAUGUUGUAUAAUUCGUGUGGUCACGACUCGUGCCAUGUUUUUCCACCGCACCACAAACAGCAUGUACAGCUGGUUUUGCUCUAGUACAGAGACAGACGGUCAAUUUCCAACCGUCUUGGAUGGAAGGUGCGGCAAGCAAAAGGGAUCAUCAAGCUUCUGCUGGGGAAUGAACUCCUGGGCUUUGGCUGCCACUGCAGCGCCACAACAUCGAACUGCUGGCGGAGGCGUGCGAGGUCCCCUCAGAUUUGGUGUUAAACCACGCUCCGGUGCAUCGCGGCAUUAGUCUUUGGCUGCGUUCUUGUUUUUUAGGACUGCUCUGCUUACUCAUCUUCCUUGCACCUUGGUGCUCUCUUAGCCCUUGUAAUCCCUCUAUUAGGUCUUGCUCCCUGUUUGUUUUCCUUCUUGUAUUUCCCUUCUUUGGUGGCACCUUCGUUAUUAAUGAUUAGAUCCGUUUCUGUGUUA